AUGAACUCUAGCGUGUUGGAAAGGCUAGACUAUCUCAACCAGUCAUCGCACUUCCUGGUUAGCGAUAGCACACCGCUGGCGUCUCUGGUGAAUACCCCCUACAGAAUUUACAAGGCCUUCUAUGAUGCGGUGGUUACGCAGUACCUUGCGUCACUCAACAACCCGGAGACCCUGCCAUUCAACAGCGAGACUUUCAUGAGCUCGGUGGGGUACUUCUUCAGCAGCUACGCGGUGGGGUGCUUCUUCAUCGCGGUGAUUCUGAGUCGGCUGUCGGCAAUGGCGGGUCUGCGGUCGAACACGGUGCGGACGAGCAUUCCGAACUGGUCGCGCGUAACGCUGCACGCGGUGGCGAUUGCAGCGCUCGUGUACGGGUUGUGCGGGGUGGCGAUACAGUACCAGGUGGGGUGGCUCCGGCGCUGGCCGACGCUGGAGGUGGGGGCGUUCUUGUCACGGACGUACGUUGUGUUCACGCUUUCGCACUGCAUCGAGACUUUUCUGUCGAUCACGACCAAUGGGAAGCCUCUAGAGGAAUCUGACUACACGAUCUUCGAGCUCUCUGCGCAGUUCUAUGGGAUGACUAAGGGGGGUGCGACCGCGCACGAGUAUGGCCCGGACUGCAUCAUGGCUCUCAGCGGGCGGCUCAUCAUUCACCUGGUCGAGCUCUUUCGGAAACGCCGUUGGCGCUUGGCGUGCUCUACGCUUCUCAAUACAGGGUUCAUCAGCUAUCUGCUGCUCGAGGUGCGCAGCAACGGACUUGGGUCCUUGUCGCUAUUUACCAAGUGCAAACACUUCCCCAAGUUCUUUUCUGUAUUCAUCAUUGGGAUCUCCAUGGCCUGCUAUCUUUUGGCCUGCCUGGUGCGUUUAAACCCCACGCGCGACGAGGGCACGUCUGCUGUUGAGGAUCUCCAGUUCCACUCCUUCGUCAGCAACUGGUUCAAGAACUUGAACCUUACUGGGGAAGAGGAGUUCAGUAUCACGGUUAUGCGGCUUGCCGUCCUGCUCUGCAACCCAUCACAGAACAAGGAACAUGGCCUACACCGCGAGCUUCCGCACUUGAAGGCGGCGGCCUCAUUGCACAAGAGCUAUAUGAUCAGUGGUUAUAUGAACAAACUAUCCAAGAUACCAGAAGCAGUGACGGGGUCCAGGGCCGAUCCGGCGCCAAAGCCUCGUUCAGUUGCUAUCAGAAGGGUGCUCUGGCUUGGCUCUAUGCUUAAAGGCAUCUUUAGCCGCAUCCGCGGCUCCCUCGCCCCGCCGAAGGCGGCCACUCCCGUGCGAAACACUCACCAGAAGAGCGCAAACUUUAACGACUAUAUUAACGAAAACAACUACACCCAUUUUAUGACAAUGGAGAACGACGAAACGUUUUCUCCUCUGCUACCGGAGGAGGAUGGCUCUGCAGAUUACGAGUCCGACAGCCCUGACGAAAAUGACGACGUCUGCGAUUCUGAUCUUGAUCUAGAAGAGCCGCAGGACAUCCUGCAAGAAGUUGUCUCGCCCCAGGCUAUGCUGGAACUUGCGCAUUCUUCGCCCCAGGAUCUCACAUGGUAUCUUUCCAUGUGGACCAUACUCAAUUGCGAGUCUGCGCCAGGGAAGCGCCUCACUAGAUCUCAGUACGCGCAUAUCAAUGAAAAUGGAAUCCUCAAAGAGGUGCUGCUACAGCGCAAUAUGGAAACCUGCACGUCCCCGAGCAAGCUUCAAGAUGAAGACGCAGAUAUGUCCUGCGUAGUUUGCAAAACUAAUCUACGCAAUAUAGUUCUGUGGCCCUGUCGCUGUUUUGCACUCUGCGAAGAGUGCCGUGUGUCCCUAGGAUUGCGUGGUUUCAAGGCCUGCGUCUGCUGUCGUGCUGACGUGCAUGGCUACAGUAGACUAAACGCUGUUUAG
Molecule: messenger RNA, 1881 nt
Organism: Eremothecium gossypii ATCC 10895
Lineage: Eukaryota; Fungi; Ascomycota; Saccharomycetes; Saccharomycetales; Saccharomycetaceae
Gene: ASI1
Product: putative ubiquitin-protein ligase ASI1
Exons: 1
Coding region: 1-1881 (626 amino acids)
Biological process (GO): protein ubiquitination; ubiquitin-dependent protein catabolic process
Molecular function (GO): ubiquitin protein ligase activity
Source: RefSeq, marked provisional